AUGACCAUUGGUGACGGUGCAUCACCACCCAAGUUGCUCAGCGACGGAAGAAACUCUGAGUUAGCUUCGUCGGAUGGUUUAGGGGGAACCGAGCCCAACCCUGGGCCCGGUCCUCGCUACAUCUACUAUCGCCUAUACGCCCAAGACGGACCAAUCAAAUCGAACAACCCCAUCUACUCCAACAAUGCUUUCAUCAGUCGCGUAAUGCCUAGAUCGGUGGCGCCACCGCAUACGGCCGCAUCGCUGAAGAAGCAUCUCUGCAAAGUCGAGGGAUUCUCAGCAGCGCCCGAAAGCUGCGCAUUGUAUCUAUCUCUCUCGGAAAAGGUACCUGUGGACGGUGCUGCUCGUCUCUCGUUUCGAGGGGAUCUUGGGCCAGGCUCGUCCUCACUUGAUCCGUUAGCUCUUGUCGUUGGGUCCCAGGAAAGCGGGAAACGGUCCCCAGCGUCAAACAAAACCGGGGCAUUGGAUCAGUGGGUUGGGGAUCAGGUUCAAACACGUUUCGUCCAUUAUCGUGUUUACGAUGAGAGCGGAGAGGUGACCUCGAAGACAUCUUUCGAUAAAGAUGAUACCUCCUUGGGUCGCAUCAAUAUUCUCUCUGUUUCGCCGCCUCACACUGUCGCUUCUUUGAAGGCUUGCAUAGCUAAAGCAGAAGGGAUGACAGAUCACGAUCUUCAAACGUUUGAAGAUGAUAUGGGAGAAAUUAUCAUGAAGGAUGACGAUACUAUUACCAUUAUAACUGACGUCUACCCAGGCAUUCUGCAAGACGCGCCAAUAGCAAUUGUAUUUGGUUCCAAGAAAGCGACCAGAGUGGACCGGGCUUUUACAAAGCGAAUCCAAAUUAUCUAUCCAUCUGGCACGUGGGCUAGUCCUGAUCCCAAGUGGCACUCCAUGAAAGAUAAGGAGAUUCUCCAGACAGAUGGAGCUUUAAGAUCGGAGCUUUAUACAUACAAAUGCUAUAUGGCCAUAAACUCUGAAGGGAAGAAAGCGCUUGUCGCCGAAUGUGAGGUCCUUUCUGCUCGUCACGUCGGCGUUUGA
Molecule: messenger RNA, 1035 nt
Organism: Laccaria bicolor S238N-H82
Lineage: Eukaryota; Fungi; Basidiomycota; Agaricomycetes; Agaricales; Hydnangiaceae
Exons: 7
Coding region: 1-1035 (344 amino acids)
Source: RefSeq, a predicted model, not a curated record